This is a messenger RNA of Sesamum indicum (sesame), 1239 nucleotides long. It is a transcript of the gene EIF6A, whose product is annotated as Translation initiation factor IF6. Gene Ontology annotation, molecular function: ribosome binding. The record is from RefSeq and is a predicted model, not a curated record. Lineage: Eukaryota; Viridiplantae; Streptophyta; Magnoliopsida; Lamiales; Pedaliaceae. Gene Ontology annotation, biological process: cytosolic ribosome assembly.
UUUACUAAAAAACAAUAAAUAGAAAAAUAAACCCUAAUCUGCAGACUCGCCAGAUUCUCCCUCCUGAAGCACCGAGCGACGUUCUUCCUGCACCUCUUCUUCCAGAUUUGAUCGUGUUUGGUUCUUUGUUGGGUGCCUUCUCGUUUCAGCAUGGCAACAAGAUUGCAAUAUGAGAAUAACUGCGAAAUUGGAGUCUUCUCGAAGCUCACCAAUGCAUAUUGUCUGGUGGCAAUUGGGGGUUCUGAGAACUUUUACAGCACAUUUGAGGCUGAGUUGGCUGAUGUAAUUCCUGUGGUUAAAGCCUCCAUUGCUGGUACUAGAAUCAUUGGACGUCUCUGUGCUGGAAAUAAAAACGGAUUGCUUUUGCCUCACAAUACUACUGAUCAAGAACUACAACACUUGAGGAAUAGUCUACCAGAUUCUGUUGUGGUUCAGCGAAUUGAGGAAAGAUUGUCUGCUCUAGGAAACUGUAUUGCCUGCAAUGAUCAUGUGGCUCUUACACAUCCUGAUCUGGACAGGGAAACGGAGGAGAUGAUUGCUGAUGUUCUCGGGGUAGAAGUUUUCAGGCAGACAAUUGCUGGUAAUAUACUCGUGGGGAGCUUCUGUACCUUCUCCAAUCGAGGUGGCUUGGUUCACCCUCACACUUCUAUAGAGGAUCUAGAUGAACUUUCAACCCUCCUUCAGGUCCCUCUGGUGGCUGGGACUGUGAACCGUGGUAGUGAAGUGAUAGGUGCUGGCUUGACAGUCAACGACUGGACUGCAUUCUGUGGAUCAGAUACAACUGCUACUGAGUUGUCCGUAAUCGAGAGUGUUUUCAAGUUGAGAGAAGCUCAACCUAGUGCUCUUGUCGAUGAGAUGAGAAAGUCAUUGAUCGACAGUUACGUCUGAGUCCCCAAGUUUAGUCUACUAUGCAUAACAUGAAAGCUAAGAUUCUCUUGAGCAAAGCUUCUGCUCUGGUUUUAUAGUAGUUUCAGUGUUGAGGAAUUCUGUCCAUCAUGUUCUAUACAGAAGUACAUUCCAUAAGUCUAUUUUCACCCCAUCCGUUCUGCUUCUCAAGUUGUAUCAGUGAGACUUUUACAAUUCGUCUUUCCUUUUGGUUUCAAGCUCUGUAGCAUGGUGUUUUGGCAUUGAAGUCUUGCAAUGUGGCAAGUGUUGGGUUGACUCUCACAAACUUGAUAUUUAUGAAUCUGUAAUUUCCGAUAUAUAACAGAAGCAAGAGAUUUCUUGGUCAGAUGACAA